CUACGUCCCGAACCGGAACAUUGCGCAGGGAUACCAUGCAACAGCGGCUUGAGCAUGAUCCAGGCUCAAUAUUCGAGUAUGGGAUCUCCAUAUGUCGUGACAGAGGAGCUCAGAAGAAAUGGGUGCACACGUUGCCAUGUGACACGGAACUGGGCGAUCGGAUCAUCACCACUGCUUCCUCAUGUCCGGCUUUUCCAUCACUCAUUUCGCUCACAACAAUGUACGAGGCUAUCAGAGUAUCAGCCCAUACUGAGCCUCGCAUGCGCUGUGGGGGCGAAGCUCUGGCUCCUGAGUACAGUGCGACCCUGAACAGCCAGUGAGCAAAAUGUGGCUGAAGCCUUGCAUAAAAGUCCGUCAAGGAUCUUGAUCACUCAUUAACAGUACAGUGUGCGGCUGCGUGUUGAAGAUUCCGGGUCUGAUCUCAAGAGUCUUCAAGCAAGCACGUCUCCCAAGGUUCUUGAGGGGACGAAAUCAUGCGCGAUCUGAAUCGACUCCAGGAGCUCGCGAGAGGGGCCAAUGCUUACACCAAGGAGCGCUUACCAACCGUAGAGAUACUGCGGCGUGACUCCAUAGUAACCUCGCCAGUUGAUCAAGUCGACGCCAAAGAGAAGUUGGUGUUUCAACGGACUAGUAGUGUUUACUACAAAGACCCGAACAAACAGAAGAGAAAUAUUCUUCGAUCCAAAGAAAAGAAAAGUGCUCUCGCGAAUACUGAGGGAUGGUCGUACAACAAAGCUGAGAGGUAUGCUGUCCUCGACUUGGAAAUACGGAAUGGCGGUCCCGCUGGACUUGCCCAGGCCGUCCUUGCCUUCGAUAUGAGAGACCCUCUUGAUGUCAACGUCACAUAUGUCGCCGACGACAAUGGCCAUGUAACUUCCACCGGCAAACAGAAUGGAUGGCUGGAGUUGGCCGCUGGACGCAACGCGCGAAAUGAUGUCGCCUACAUCAGGCUACUUUCGAACUUUGGAGCGAGUCAAGCGUCACGGAAUCGAGCUUUAAAAAUCGCCCUCGAUCGAAAAGCAAUGGAAACUGCGCAAGAACUGCUGAGAAAUGGUGCAGAUCCAAACUCGGACGGAGUUCCUGAACAUUUCCUAGCGGCAAUUCGAGACCAGAACCAGCGCUUGUACACCAUGUUUUUGACGUCGAUUGAGCCUCUCAAUACUUUUUACAUUAACCAAGCAUUAAUCAAAGCUGUGGGCCAAGACUCGGACCUAGUUGCUUUGUUGAUCGCCCACGGCGCUGAUGGAAUGUCCAACGAUGGACAGGCAUUGUGUGUUGCAGUCAACAUAAAAAGUUUGGAGGAAGCAGCCAUGAUAUUGACCAAUCCAGAGGGAGAACUUUCAGCGAGGGCCCUGAACUUAGCAGCAAAUACAGCUUGUGCUAUAGUGGAUGAGAAUAUGAAAGUCCGACUUUUGGACAUGCUCUUCAGCGCCGGGGCAGAAGUUAACACCUCGAGAAUACAAGACGAGCUGCUGGAAGCCGUCAGGAAAGAUCAAAUCUCUCUUGUAAAUCUUCUCAUCAAUCAUGGGACAUCGCCUGAUCGUAACAAUGCUGAGGGUCUACGAUUGGCUAUCAUUUCGAGUCAGACAGAGUUGGUACAAAUUCUGUUGCAAGGACCGGUCCCAGAAGUGAGCACCUCGAGAGCACUUGACGAGGCAAAUGGUUUAGAAGACCCCGAUGCUUUCGAAGAGAUCGUCAGAGCUCUUGUUGAGAAAGGCGUAUCUAGACCCUCGCUUGCUAAAUGUCUCGCGGAUGCAGUCGAAAAGGGAUGCACAGCACUAGCCCCUAUGCUGAUUGAAAGAGGGGCAACUUUGGAAUACUCCAAUGCACGAUGUGUUCGAACAGCACUCAAGCGCAACGACUUCGGCUUAUUUGGGACUCUGUUGAAAGCGCCAUGCCAGCCUUCGAUUCUCUGUGACGCACUUCCAGACGCUAUGAAUGUCCAGCCUCCAUCAGAGAGAUUCGAUAUCAUGAUCAGACUUCUCAACAAGGGAGUGUCUGGAAAGCAGCUACACAUUUCUCUUCAGACCGUGGCUGCAAGUGCGAAGGAUCCUGCAGAUUACAGCUUGAUUGAAGCAUUGAUGCGAUAUCAUGCCUCCGUUGAUUUCGUUGACAAAAAUGGCAAUUGUAUUUGCACCGCUGCAGCUCAACAAGAUGAAAAGUCGUUGGACUUACUUUGCCAAGGAAAUCCGAGCCCAGAGACUGUUUCGGACGCGAUACGAGUUUUGCACGUAUCUUUUGCGGCGGCUGAAGCCGCCGAGUACGAACAACAAGUCGGCAUGAUGUCCACCCUACUGGAGAAGGGAGCAUAUGGAAUCCCUGUAGCCGAAAUGCUCAUCAAAGCCGUACGGGAUGAUCACCGGGAAAAGGCCUUGACUGCACUGAUCCGCUUCGGUGCUGACGCAAAUUAUCAGCACGGAAAAGCGAUCGAGGAGGCGCUGAAACUACCUCGCAUUUCUGCAUUGGACUCUAUCCUCAAAGAUGGCAAGAUUGCCAAGAACACGUUUGCAGCUCAGCUACCAAAUGCUCUCAAUUCGCUGGACUUUGACUUUGACAAAGCAAGCAUGCUUGUACACGCCUCACAGGAUUACGAAUACGAAGAACUUCUCGAUAAGCCUCUUUUGGAUGAGAUCGAAACCAACGGAGCACGCAAGAGUGUUGUCGAACUUCUUUUGAAUCUUGGCGCAAGUGUUAACUACCAACACGGCGGGGCCUUGCAGCAUGCUGUCAAUGCAGGAAAUGUUGAGAUCUGUUGUCUUCUUCUUAGUGCCGGUGUCCAACACGCCAAUAUCGCCUUGGCUUUCCCUGCAACUGGUAGGAUAGUGGAUAGAGCGACUCGAUACAGUCUGAUGAAAGCCCUCUUGGAAGCCGGACAGUUCGACAUAGGACAAGACCAAGCACUUGUACAGGCAGCCCAUGAAGCGAUCAACUGUGAUCUCACUCACGUGGAACUUCUUCUUGAACAUCAUGCUUCUGCAAAUUUCAACGACGGUGCAGCUAUUAUCGAGUCAAUUACAACCAAGAAUUUGCCACUCCUGAAACGUUUUGUACCGACUGAGCUCAACCAUAAGAGCCUGAGUAGGGCAUUCGCUCUCGCAAGGAAGAUUGAAUGUUUAGAAGACGAAAGAUACGACAUGUUCGAGACCCUGCUCCAGGUAUUUGCAGGCCAAGAUCAGAUAAGCUCUGCAUUGAUUGAGACGGUUCUCCACGACGUGACCGACAUCAAGACUUCUUCUCUUUUACUUAGUCAUGGUGCCUCGUUGGAGCCCGAUAACGCACGCGCGAUGCGAGAAGUGUCCUUCAAGGGAUCUCUGGAUCUGCUCAGGGUCUUUUUGGCUACGAACCCUACUCAAUUCGCUCGUGAUGCUGGCUUCCAUUCUGCCACUCGGUCUCAUCUCGCCCCGGAGCAAAGAAAUCCAAUCUACCGAAACUUGCUGGAGACCGGCAUCACACAAGAACUUGUCAGCCAAGCCUUACUUAUCGCCACUAUUACCGAAGCGAUAGACCAUUCCCUACUCAACAUGCUUAUAGGUUUUAAUGCGUCCUUGGAUUUCGAUGCUGGUACCGCUCUCCAUGGAGUUGUCAACAAGGGCGAUCUUUCGACGCUGGAUGUGCUUCUCACUGGAGAUAUCCUGCAGAAGCAGACAUUGGACAGAUCUUUCUCCGAAGCGAUGAAGCUAGACGGGUCUAAUCGCCUCGAAAUCGCGAAAGUAUUGCUAGAGAAGGAUCCUGGAGUCAAUCAAGCGACAGUAUCGCAUCACCUCGGGCAAAUUGUUCAAGAGAACGACCAUGAUUUACUGAGUCUGAUGAUGGACUACGAACCGGACCCUGCUUACAAUCGAGGCGAGAGUUUGAUACUGUCUGCUCGAGCUGGAGAUUCUAAGUCUGCAGAACUGCUGGCGAGAGCGGAGAUACCCAAAGAAACCGUGAACGAAGCAUUUGAGCAGCUUCUAAACGCUCGCGCGAUAAGAUCAAACCUGACUGGUGGUCUAAAGACAGCAGAGAUCUUGCUGACAUUGGGCAUCGAGCAACAUCUGGUUGAUCGUGCUCUGCUAGAUAGCUUUGACGACAAGAUCGACGACUUGACAAGCAAAUUGGUCGAGUUGCUGAUACCAUACAAGCCGGAUGUGAACGGCGGUGAUGGCAAGCUCUUUGUCGAUAUGGCGACGAUUGGCAACGAGGAGCUUUUCCGACGCCUGGCAUCACAGAAGCCGAAUCUGAAUAUAGUCAUCCCAGCACUCAUUCGGUCCAUCGAGAAUGAAGACGAGCUCAUACAUUUCUUGGGUCAACUUGAAGAAUGUGCAGAAAGAGAAUCUGUCCCUCUUGAGGACUUUGUGAUUUUCAGAGCUCUUGAACAGUUUCCAGAGGGGCAUUUGCUUGUAAAACAUCUCCUCAACAAUGGAUGUCGUGCCAAUAGCAAGACUGAGGACAUAUUGAACUCCGCUACUGGGACUGAAACCAUGACUGUCCUCAUUUGGGCGUUGAGUCGCCUCGAACCUCUGGUUUCUGAAGCAGUGGUUGUGGAGAUUCUCGAGGACGGACACGUUGGUCUCCAGGAGGAGCACAAUGCCGAAGUAUCCUUCGAGACUAGUCUGACACGCACCUCAGCGACUAUCCUUGCCAGUGCAGCAGGUCAGAACUCAACGCUGGAGAGGUUGAUUAAGUUAAAGUUCGACUUGACACAUCGCGAUUGGGAGGAUCACUCUCCCCUGUUCUUCGCAAGCAGAAAUGGGCAUCUGGAGACUGCAAGGAUACUGAUCGAAGCAGGCGCUGCAGGCAAUGAUGGAAGUCUGCACGAAGCUGCGAGGGAGGCGCAUCCGGAACUCAUCACGCUGCUCCUUGCAAAUGGUCAUCGUGACGAUUAUCCUUCCUCUGUCCAUGCCGAUGGAGACUUCGGUCGCACACCACUGGAAGAACUGUGUCAAAAUGCCACAUCUGGAACCGAAAAUUGGCCCAAGAGAGUCCAUGCCUCCAUUGCUCAGCUGUUCUCGGCUCAAGUGGCGAACAUACCGAAGAGUGGUGGCAAGACAAUGCUCCACCUGGCGCUGGAGAAUAGAAAUAGCCCAAUUGAUGUCACUCGGGAGCUGUUGUCCUUUCCAUCGGUAUGGGAAAAGAUCAAUGAUCCGGUCUAUCUAUACACCGACGAACAAGGCUAUGUCUAUUCGCCAACCAAAUAUGUCGAGCUUCUCUUCAGCCUCGAGGAUCCCGAGAAAUGUACAGCCCUGACAAAGUUGCUGAAAGCGCGAAAAUGCAAAGACCGCUUCUACGCACACACAGUCGAUCAACCUCCAGGAGCUGUAGGCUUGCCCGAAGAAGUCGCAGAAGCAGUCAACAAGCAGAAACGAGCAGAUCACGAGCAAAGAGAAGAGUUGAAACGACGAGAAGAAGUCGCAGCUCGCCAACGUGCCCUCGAUGAUGUGGAUCACGUCCGCAAUCAGGCAUCACUGAGAGAAAAGCACCAGCUCACGAUGCGUCAACUCAAAGAACAAGAAGAUACAGAAAGACAAGUAGCACAAGACAAACAAAUCCUCGCAGUUCGACACGCGCAAGAGUUGCAGCGCAAACGACAAGAAGCUCUCGCGGCUGAGAACAGGAUCAGAGUCGAAGGGGUGGCGGAAGAAGCUGCCCAUCGUAGAGCAAACACUGAUCGGGAGCAGGCGUCUGAAAUUUCUCAUCGACGUGCUUUGGACUCGAUGGAACGGUCGGCACAGCAGGCCAAGUAUGCGGCUGAGCAGUCUCUUAUUAGUAUCAGAGACUCGGCUUCGAGAGAGGAGUUCCGGCGUCAAAAGGAGCUUUGUGAUAUUAAGGAUGCGAGUGCAAGGUAUCAGGCACAGCAAAGGGCUCAGCAUUCGCAGUAUUGAUGUGAGAUUUGAAGAUUUUGGGGCAGGGAAUGUCGGUCACAUUUCGAAGUUAGGUUAUUGUAAGGGUAGAUUGAGAUUGAUUUACUUUCACUUAUAUCUUCUUUCCAUUAUGGCCUUUAAUUCAUGAAUGUUGGGCUUGCUGUAGUUUAUUUGCUUGAUUUGCCGUUCUUUCGUCACUGAUCUCUGAAAUCAUUUAAGCGAGAUCUAGAGCAAGCCCGGAGGCGAAUAUGACGCUUCACUUCGAACAAGUUGGAGAGACAGCUCAAUACAAAGAGGAAACUCAAUACUCAACAUCACAAUGGGCCUAAAAGCGUAGUUUUCCCAUGGUAUCAUGACACAUCCGAAUGGAGCGCCCAAAU
Messenger RNA from Mollisia scopiformis, 6220 nucleotides. RefSeq lists its product as uncharacterized. The transcript is spliced from 2 exons. NCBI's taxonomy places the organism in Eukaryota, Fungi, Ascomycota, Leotiomycetes, Helotiales, Mollisiaceae. The coding region runs from base 474 to 5861 and encodes 1795 amino acids. The record is from RefSeq and is a predicted model, not a curated record. Gene Ontology annotation, molecular function: protein binding.